Molecule: messenger RNA, 2991 nt
Organism: Armigeres subalbatus
Lineage: Eukaryota; Metazoa; Arthropoda; Insecta; Diptera; Culicidae
Gene: Ciz1
Exons: 7
Coding region: 252-2750 (832 amino acids)
Source: RefSeq, a predicted model, not a curated record
UCGGUUCACUGUCAUUCGGUUUGCACUUUUCGAACGGUUCGCUUCGCCGCAAAAAGUAUCAGUGAAAGGCACUACCUUCUAAAUUUUUUCCCUUUAUCGGGUCGGCCAUUAGCUACCAGUGCGUGCUCCAGUUAGUUUUAGUGCCACGAAUUGUGCGAAAUUGAAGUUUGAAUAGUUUCAAGAUAUUUGUGAAGUGGCGCGAAGCUGUAAAGUGAUAUUUUAUAUUCAGAUUCGGGUACAGUGAAGAAAUAAUGACCCGCGGAGGUAGCGGAUAUACGAGGGGCCGUGGCUCCCGUGGAGGAAGUUCUUACCGCGGCGGCGGCAGCUACCGGGGAUCUGACCAGCAUGGAAGGAGCAGUUACAACGGAAGAGAUAGCUCCCGCAAUCGUUACAGUGGUGGCGGAGGAAGCUACGGAGAUUCGCGUUCAUCCCGUUAUGAUAGCGACCGAUAUUCGAGACCGGAUAACCGCCAAGGGGGGUACAAGCGGAACGAUUCUUAUAAGGAUUCACGAGAUCGUCGUUCUCCAGAUCGUAAGAGGCCACGCACCGACCAUACAUCUCAGGGUGGUCGUCGAGAUUAUGGUGGUAGCAGCGCAAGCGGAGAUUAUCACCGCAGGGAUAGUAGCGGUGCCCGCGGUGGCUCUUCCAAUCGGUAUCAUGACAGUGGCAGCUCAUCCUAUGAUAAACGUGGCAAUGAUCAUCAUUCUUCAUCGGUUGGUAGCAGCGGUGGCGGCGGCGGCGCUAGCCGUGAUCGAAUGGACAAUCGCAGCAGUAGCCGGGGACGCGGCGAUAGAUCCCGGGAGCCGAUGGGACCACCGAGAUCGCUUGCUCCUCGUAGCACCGUGGGUCGGGGUCCACCGAUCCGCCCGUCAAUGGGUUCGCGUGGGUCGGCGCCAAUGUCGACGCUGCGUCGGGGUUCGACACGAGGUAGGCUUACGAGUCGUUUCAGGAACGAUGGACGACGUGGGAUGAUUACUAGCCGGAUGGGCAUCCGGCGGGAUCCGCGAACGCUGCCACCUAGGAGACGUUUUCCGCCAAUCCGCGGCGGACGGGACGGCAUCGGAGGACGCAUCGUAAAGCGACCAAUUACAGACUCGAGAGUGUCUAGGAAGGCUCUGAUCAAGCGAGCUUUGGCUGCUGCUAAGGAGUUGGAUGAUGAGCAAACCACAGAGAAUGAAGGAGAAGAUGAUGACGAGGAAGUUGAUGAGGAGAAGGAUACCAACGAAGGGGAUGAUGAGGAAGUCCUGGAAGAAGCCAAGGAUGACGAAGAAGAAGAAGAAGAUGACGGGGAUAAAACCGUCAAGGACGAAGAAGAGGAUGAUGAAGACGCCGAGGGGGAUAAAACUGUUGACACGGAAGACAAGGAAGAAGGUGACGACAAUGCCGAUGAAACCAAAGAAGGUGACGAUGGUGAAGGCGAUGAAAAAGCAGACGCUCCUUCAACCCCCAAAAAGAAUGUCAAGAAGGUUGCCGUCAAAUCUAAGGGCACUCCAGCAAGCGAAAAAUCCGGCGACAAGGAUGGAGAGAAGAAGAAAUCGGACACCAAAAUCACGACGAAGUACACCAAGUCGUACAUCAAGUUGAAUUGUGUUCAGUGUCACACUAAGUGCAUCACUUUCAAGGAAUAUCAAAACCAUUUGUUCCGUGGGUUGCAUCGGGCUGCAAUGCAUCGUCUUGCUGACAAGACUCGUGAUAAAUUGAUGGAGAUGCGUCAGGUGCAGCGGGCUGCUCAGAAAGAAGAGGAUGAGAAGGUAGAUGAAUCCAGUGAGCAGAAAUCUUCAUAUUGUUUGUUGUGUCAGCUGAACUUCCGGCAGCCGAAGUCUGUCCACCAGCAAUCGGACGGGCACAAGGAGAUGAAACGAUUCUUGAUGCCGUUCUGUGCCACUUGCAAGAUUGGUUUCAAGAGCCCCAUGGCUUACGAAGCCCAUCGAGCAUCGUUGGAACAUCUUAAAUUCAAAGCUCGCGUUGAACGGUACGCCAAAGAAGAAUCUGGCAUAGAUGGUGCUGAAAUCGAUCUGGAGAACUUCACCACCGUCGACGAGGUAGGUAACGUGGAUGAACCAGCCGAUUCCAGUAAGGAGAGCCUUUCCACGCCCAAAAAGAGCGAAUCCGGUGGAAGAGCUGGUUCGGACGACGAAGACGACAGCGAUGACGGUACCGUCAUCGGUGGUGAACACGUCAAGUUGGUGGAAGUCCAGUUCUGCGAUUUGUGCAAUAUGUUCCUGUCCAGAAGGGAAGAACCAGAAAAAAUGCUCGCUAUGCAUUGUAAGACUCGUUCACAUCUCAAGCUGUAUAUUCGUCAGCGAGAAGACAAAAAACUUCGAGAACGGGCCGAACGAAUCCACAAGAAAAAACUCAGCGAUGCUAAGGCUAAGAAAGAUGCUAAGAAGGAGAAAGAUGCCAGCACUUCGGAAGCGGAUGCCAGCGAGAAACUUGAAACUGUGAAGAAGGAAGAAGGAGAAGGCAAGGACGGAACAACGGACGACCAAAUGUGGGAGGUUGUUGACAACGACAUCGGAGAUUUGUUACGUGAAGUAAGUGGCCCUGGGGAGGACGGCGAGGAAGAGGAAGACGAUGAAAAGACCAGCUCCGAGAGGUAUGACAAAUUCAAGCACACUGAAAAGAACGGGCUAGAUCAGAGCAGCAUCCACGAUGCGGCCGAUGAAGAGGUCGAAAAGAAAGCCGGAGUGAAGAAAGCCACCAAUGGUGACGCUACCGGAGCCGACAAAGAAAUCAAGGCUGAAGCUUAAACAAGAACACACGCGAGUUUCUUAUUUUUAAUUGUGGUUAAACACCUUCUCUGUAAGUCAUCAAGGUAAAAAGUUCUUACCUUAUCUCAGUUUUAAAUUUCAACCAUCCUAUUCAUAGAUUAGGAUAAGAAUGCUGGAUUUAAAUAUUCAACACAAAUCCUUAACCUUAAAAUUAUAAUACUACAAGCUAUCGUAACUACAUAGAACUUCACACUGAAAUAAAGGAUAUAAAACUAAAAAA